This is a messenger RNA of Erpetoichthys calabaricus (reedfish), 3060 nucleotides long. RefSeq names its product methyltransferase like 21e (gene mettl21e). Gene Ontology annotation, cellular component: nucleus; cytoplasm; cytosol. Gene Ontology annotation, biological process: nucleotide-excision repair; peptidyl-lysine methylation. The transcript has 7 exons. The record is from RefSeq and is a predicted model, not a curated record. NCBI's taxonomy places the organism in Eukaryota, Metazoa, Chordata, Cladistia, Polypteriformes, Polypteridae. The coding region runs from base 2083 to 2820 and encodes 245 amino acids. Gene Ontology annotation, molecular function: DNA endonuclease activity; protein-lysine N-methyltransferase activity; single-stranded DNA binding.
GAUAUUUCUAGAUAUUCUUUGUCAUUUCAGUCCUUUCCAUUUCCUAGUAUACCAAGAAUCAGUAAGGAUGAAAUCAAACAUUCUUUUUUUUUUUCAAGAUACGUGAUUCUCCCUUUUCACUUAAACUACUGCUGAUAGCUAGCUCCUGACGAAAUUAUGCAUAAUCUCUUCAGUCCAACCUUGUACAGAGAGAGAAGCAUAGUUUGUCGUGUAUUUUCCACUUUAAUCCUCCAAAAUCUAGGAACAAUAUAUUGUUUACUUAUUUAAAAAAAACAAAAUAGAUUUUCUAUAAAUGUAUCAAGCAGGUGGUACUUGGGCCUAGGGUGGUAUAAAAUGCAGGUGCAGUCACUAAAAAUAAAUUCCCCAGGAAGUAAAAUUUUAGGCCCAAAGCCAAUGCAUAAAAAGUCUAGGAACAGUUUGUAAGAACCCACUGGCCAUGUCUAAUUUGUAUCCAUGUUGUUAUACUUUAACUUUUUAAUUCAUUUUACUGUAUCCAAUAGCAUUGAACACGCCAUAAUAUCAGAGGUUGAGUGUGAGAAGUGUGCUCUAACACCGAGUCACCUUUUCCCUUCUCUUAGGAUGUGAUGAGAUUUGUAAAUCCAGGCUCUAAAACAUGAUCUAUUAAUGUUUUAAUGAAUAUUUAUUCACAAAUGUUGCAGCAAAAAUUAAAGUAAUGUACCUUUAAAUUCAGCAUUUCAGUUUUGGACUAUAGAAACAUUAUUAAUACACUCUUAUGGGUUGUAUCUUAAAUGUGGCAGACAUUUUUAUAAAAUAAAAAAAUAAGAUGGCAUUUUAAUAGCUUUAUGGUACUUGUAAAAAUGUGACUCCUACUUCACAUUAUGUUAUAAAUAUUAAACCUUAUUAACUUUUCUUGCUUAACUGGAUUUUUUUCUUUGUGUUUUAAGCAUUGCUUUAAUGUCUGCUCUAUGUAAUAAAAAUAAACAGUUUCUUGAACUGCAAAAUUCUCAAAUCAAGGUUAUUUCCAACUUUCUGCUUAAACUGUUUUUUAUUUUAUUAAAAUAAUAACUUUUUUGCUAAAUUUUUAAACUGGUGAAACAGAAUAUAUUUCAUUUGACAAGGUAUUUAAUGUAAUAUGCAUGGAAGAUUUUAAGUGAAAUUAAACAAUUGAAAAAGUGUAUGUGAAGCAGUACUGUGUUUUGCAACAUAUUUUUCUUAUACAUUUUAAAUAUUUCCUUAAUAUAAUUUUCAAAUUUUGUGUGAGUCGAUUUGGCUGGAGUGGGAAAAAAACAGAUGACAUUUUGUUGCCUGUGAUGAAACAGCUCAAUGCUCAUCAGACCCAGCUGCGCAUUGACUCUUUCUUUAGGCUGGAACAGCAUGAGAAGCAAGCUAUUAAAAGUCAACGUUUGCGCCGAGCAGUCACUUGCCUUAAAAGAAAAAAAUGGGAAGACAAGGUUGAUGAUGAGGAGGUGGAGGAGGAUUAUGAGCAAACAGAGAAGGCAAAGAAGUCUGCCAUCAUAGAAUGUCACAGCAAAACUGAAAUCAAAAGAAAAGAGAGAAAAACAAAGGAGAAAAAAUCAUCUUUAAAUCUCAUGAAUGAAAAGAUCAUAAAUCCUGAAGAAAAUACAUUGUUUGGUGGUGGAUUCCUAGUUUCUUCUUCUCAGGAUCUAGGUGUGGAUAGCUGUGAGGGACAAGUAUCUGAACCUGUGAAGAAUCCUCAAGGUUCUUCAUUUAUUAGAGGAGAGUCAUUACCAACUAAAAGACACAAUAACACGAACAUAGUCCAUGAUACCCCUAAAACAGUUGGCAGCAGUUCCAGUGAUGAUACAGAUGAAGAUCGUGAACUUCAUUUAGUCUCUGCAAAACCGGUUUUCACCAGCCAAAGAGUUACAUUUUAUGAUCUGUCCAAGCUGUAAAUAUAUUGCAGCAUGGCCUAGAUGUGUCACAGUGCAGCUGUCGAGAUCUGUUAACGUAAGUCAUACACUUCUGGGUAGGCACAACCAUUAAACCUGUGUGGAUAACAAUCAAGGCACUGCAGUGAGAGCCAUCGCAGAACAGGGAAAAAGUCAUAAACAGUUCCGCAUAUCUUCAGAUAAUCAAAGCAAAGCAUCACUGAUAGCUGGCAUGGCAUCCCCAUGGAAGCAUUCGUCAGCACAAGGUAACCACUGUUCCUAUGAUUAUAAUGAUGAAGAUGAAGAAAUGGCAAUAGAAAUUAUGAAGAGACGUUUCACCCCUUCUGUUCUCAAGACUGUUGUAUGGGAAGGCUAUUACUUUGCUGACUGUGAGAUCAGAAUCAAGGAAUCUACAGAUUGUUAUGGGGCUGUGGUGUGGCCUUCAGCUAUGGUGCUUUGCCAUUUCUUGGAAACCAAUCAGGAAAAAUACACUCUCACUGAUAGAAAUGUGAUUGAAAUUGGAGCAGGGACCGGCUUGGUGUCAAUUGUUUGCAGCAUUCUUGGAGCUAAUGUCACUGCAACAGACCUCCCAGAUGUGUUGGGUAAUUUGCAGUAUAACGUUUCCUUCAACACCAAAAACAGAUGUAAGUACUUCCCUAAUGUCAAGGAACUCACUUGGGGGAAGGAGCUGGAGAAGAAUUUUCCUCGUUCAUCCUUUCAUUUUGACUACAUCAUGGCAGCUGAUGUUGUGUACAGCCACCCAUUUCUGGAGGAGUUGCUUGUUACAUUCAAUCACUUGUGUCAUGAUGACACUAUCAUCUUUUGGGCAAUGAGAUUCCGUAUGGAAAAAGAGAACAAGUUUGUUGACAGAUUUCAAAUUUUCUUUGACCUGGAGUUGUUAUGUGAUCUUCCUAGCUUGAACAUUAAAUUAUUCAAAGCUGUACGAAAAAAACAAGAAAUAUCUCUAUAAAGUGAGUGAGUACCUUUGAAUCCAACUCUGGUGUCAUAAAUGACAUUUCAUAGUUGCUUCAUAAAAUAAGAAAAUGGUAGCACUUAAAAUCUGGUGAAUCAAAAGUAUAACCUGUCUUUGAAAUUAAAUUUAUUUAUACAGGAUAUUCCAAAACAUACUGAAGUUGAAUUUCUUGUCCAUAUAUGCUCAUUUGCUUUGUGCCAUUGUGAUUGAUUACAAUUGUAGUGAGUUGUAGUAAGU